Nilaparvata lugens (brown planthopper) is the source of this 537-nucleotide messenger RNA. Its product is annotated as PTS system sucrose-specific EIIBC component-like. Gene Ontology annotation, biological process: trehalose transport; phosphoenolpyruvate-dependent sugar phosphotransferase system. Gene Ontology annotation, cellular component: plasma membrane. The record is from RefSeq and is a predicted model, not a curated record. NCBI's taxonomy places the organism in Eukaryota, Metazoa, Arthropoda, Insecta, Hemiptera, Delphacidae. Bases 1 to 537 code for a protein of 178 amino acids. The transcript has a single exon. Gene Ontology annotation, molecular function: protein-phosphocysteine-trehalose phosphotransferase system transporter activity; protein-N(PI)-phosphohistidine-carbohydrate phosphotransferase activity.
AUGAACUUCUUCGGUCUGGACAUCGCCAUGAUCGGCUAUCAGGGCACCGUGUUCCCGGUGCUGCUGACGGUGUGGUUCAUGAGCGUGCUGGAAAAGCGGCUGCGCAAGGUGAUCCCCAACGCGCUCGAUCUGAUCCUGACGCCGUUCCUGACGGUGGUCAUCUCAGGUUUUGUCGCCCUGCUGUUUAUCGGCGCCGGCCGGGCGCUGGGCGACGGCAUCCUUCGUGCUCAGCACGCUGAUUGCCCAUGCGGGGUGGUUCGCCGGGCUGCUGUUCGGCGGCCUCUAUUCCGCUAUCGUCAUCACCGGCAUUCACCACAGUUUCCAUGCGGUAGAGGCCGGGCUGCUCGGCAACCCCAUAUCGGCGUCAACUUCCUGCUGCCGAUCUGGUCGAUGGCCAACAUCGCUCAGGGCGGCGCCUGCCUGGCGUGUAUUUCAAAACCCGCGACGCCAAAUCAAAGCCAUCGCGGUGCCUUCGGCCUUUUCCGCCAUGCUCGGCAUCACCGAGCGGCGCUGUUCGGUAUCAACCUGCGCUCGUGA